Eruca vesicaria subsp. sativa (arugula) is the source of this 4794-nucleotide messenger RNA. The record is from the annotation of a GenBank genome assembly. NCBI's taxonomy places the organism in Eukaryota, Viridiplantae, Streptophyta, Magnoliopsida, Brassicales, Brassicaceae.
AAAAAAAAAAAUUUCUGAAAAGAUGAACCGUUCCUCUGUUACCUGCAAAUAACGCGGUGAAGGAUCCGAAAGAACAUGAACCAGAGAAAAACUUGAAGAAACCCUAAUCUUUAGCCACACCUUUAAUCCCAAUCCCCAAUCGUAUCUUUCCUCAAUCGAUCGAAUCUGAAAAUCGAUAACGGUAAGGCAAUUAGGUUUUUUAGGCGUCGUGAAAUUAGGGUUAGGGUUUUUGAUUUUUUUUUCGCCUCCCUUGUUAUCUCGGAGGAGGAAGUUAGGGUUACGGUUACAUGAGCCGCGCGGGAGGUUACGGUUGGUGUUUGUGUCGGUUAUGAACGUUGACCAAUGCAAGUGGCGGGAGAAGAUGAUGGGUAGGGGAGUGGACGGAGGUUGUGGUGCUGAGGAGAGGCCUUGUAGACCAUCUCGUAGGGAUAACAAAGGCUUUGAGGAGGGUAAGAGUUCGUUAGGAAUCGAUUUGUUAGCUCAGGCGAGUAAGCAUCUCUCUGAGAGGUCUCCUUAUGAUGGUGCUGAAGAUGGUUCGAGUAUAGGUGUGAGUGUGGGGACUUUACCUAUUGCGUUGGCGAAUUUGUUGAACCAGAAGGAUGAUAAGAAACGGCAUAAGAAGUCACAGCAUGGGGGUGAGACGAAGAAGAAGAAGUCUUCUAGGCAGGGGGAGAAGUUGAGAGCUGGGAGUGUUUGGGUUGAACAGGGGGAGUAUUUUAGGCGGUUAGAGUUGCCUGAUUUGGAAACUUUGUCGGAUUUAGCGUCUUUACGGUCUUUAGCUUCUAGAAGCUGCUUCUCAGUGCCUUCUGUGGAGUAUGAGUCGAUUGAUAUACAAGUGAGGGAGACUGAUGCGAGUGCUAAGAGUGAGGAUGUUGUUGGUAAAGAGGUUUCUGAAGGAACGUCGAAGAAAGAAGAGGCAAUGAGUGUUGACAAUGUGGGGGAUGAGGUUUCAUCUGGUAGUUUAGAAUGGGUUUUAGGUUGCAGAAAUAGGAUUUUGUUGGCAUCAGAAAGGCCAUCCAAAAAGAGGAGGCGUCUUGGUAGUGAUGCAGGUUUGGAGAAGUUAGUGGUUGCUGCUCCUUGCAGAGGGGAUGCAUUGUUAUGUGAUUUUUGCUGCACUGGUGAUGCCAAGGAACAUCGAAACGAGUUGAUUGUUUGCACUUCCUGCAAAGCUACAGGUCAUAAGAAAUGCUAUGGUGUGGUUGAAGAUACAGAUAAGACUUGGUUGUGCUCUUGGUGUGACGAUGGUCGUAAUGAUUCUGAAAGACCAUGCUUGCUUUGUCCGAAAAAGGGUGGCAUUCUGAAACCUGUAAUCUCAAAAACUGAGAAUGGUGGGCCACCGGAGUUUGCUCAUCUGUUUUGUUCGUUGUGGAUGCCUGAGGUGUACAUAGAAGAUUUGAAUAAAAUGGAGCCAGUCUUGAACUUGCAUGGAAUAAAAGAAACUCGCAGGAAGUUAUUGUGUAACGUGUGCAAGGUGAAAUCUGGUGCUUGCAUUCGGUGUUGUAAUGCAACAUGCCGAACAUCUUUCCAUCCUAUAUGUGCAAGGGAGGCAGGGAAUAGGCUAGAAAUCUGGGGAAAACACGGGUGUGACACAGUUGAACUGCGAGCUUUCUGCUCUAAGCAUUCUGAGGUUCGAGAAAGUGGAAGGCCUAUAGAGGAAGGAGAUAUUAAUGCAGCUGAUAGUCGUCCUCCUGUAUUCCAUCUUCCAUCAGAAUCUGUAAGAGAUCAGCUAAGUAAUGAUGAGAUGGGAGUUGACGUAGGAACACCAGGUACACGUUCUGAUAUUCGGAGUAACAGUGAAUUGCGAGAACUGGAAUCACCACGUUCAGAAUUUAACUUGCCUGCAACAGACAUUGUUGAAUCAGGGAUUACGGGGAGAAGCACCGAUGAUGAAAAGAUUCAAUCCGAGUCUCUUAGUUUUGGAUUGAUUCUGAAAAAGUUGAUCGACCUGGGGAAAGUGAAUGUGAAGGAUGUGGCUGAAGAGAUUGGGGUCAAUCCUGAUGCUUUGAAUGCCAAACUUACGGAUGGAGACUUGUUACCUGAUUUACUAGGCAAGAUAGUUAAAUGGCUUGGCCAGCAUGCACACAUGGGUACUAAGAACAAAGGCGAAACUUUUAAAAGUACGAAACCUACUAAAUCUGAGCGUCGGGCAGCUAUCUGUACUGAAGGCAUGGUGAUGCUAGAUUCUAACAUCUUGAAUCCGACAUGUACCCCUUCUGAAAAUUGUAUCGGUAAUGGUGUUAUGGUUGAUGAAGCUAAAGCUAAUAGGCCAGUUUUGGAAAAUGAAAGCAGUGGGAACUUGCCAUCUGAUAAUUCUUCAGAAGAACAGAAAUUAGCAGUGCUUGAUCAGGAAGGUCAUCUUGGGAAAAAUUCAGUCAAUCUUUCUGAUGAUCUCGAAGAACAAUCAAAUCCCAGUUCGUCUGGACUAAUGGUGGAGAAUGCCUUUUCCAUGAGGCCAGAUAGUUGUCAAAAUCGUGAAAUUUUGAACUGUCCAAGCCCUAUUAUCUUGGAUCUCCUUGAUCAUGAAGCAUAUCCUGGUUUCGAUCCUCAUCCUUAUAUCCACAAAGAAUUGUCGGAGAUGGACAAGGGAAAGACCCUGAAAAGCAGCACUAAUUCUUAUGUGGAUAAGAUGACAACCGAACCUGAUGGCUCUGAAGACGGAAGCAAACAUCUGCAGGACAGAGACACCUUUGAUCAGUUAGCUAAAGCUAGGAAACUGGGCAUACUGGAUCUGUCUCCCAAAGAUGAAGUGGAAGGAGAACUUCUAUAUUAUCAACUUCAGUUACUUGGCAACGCAGUUUCAAGAAAGCAACUAUCGGACGAUCUAGCCUACGAAGUUGCCAAAAAGUUGCCCCUGGAGAUUGAUGAAGAGCAUGAACGAAGAUGGGAUGAUGUUCUAGUCAACAAAUACUUCCAUGAUGUCAGGGAGGCAAGAAAGCAAAGUAGGAAAGAGAAAAGACACAAAGACGCCCAGGCUGUUCUAGCUGCGGCUACUGCUGCAGCAGCAACAUCUUCUCGGAAUACAUCGCUCAGGAAAGAUAUGGCAGAAGAACCUGCUCAACAAGAGAUGAGUACUUCUAGACGUAAAGUUACUGGCAGCGCUCACCUAGUGCCACAGACAAAGGAAACACUUUUAAAGAUGCCUGUUUCCGGUCCACCAUCUGAGAAGCGGUCUGAUCAUCGUACGCCAGACUUUUCAUCAGAAAAUCCACGAAGUUGUGAUAUCUGCAGACGCUCAGAAACUAUAUGGAACCUGAUUGUUGUGUGCUCUAGUUGCAAGGUUGCUGUUCACAUGGAUUGCUACAAAUGCGCUAAAGAAUCUACUGGUCCUUGGUACUGUGAACUAUGUGCGGAAUCUACUGGUUCUUUCAAUUUUUGGGAAAACCCGUCUUCUACUACAGAGUGCACUUUAUGUGGAGGCACAACUGGGGCUUUUAGGAAAGCCACAAAUGGCCAGUGGGUACAUGCAUUUUGUGCAGAGUGGUCUUUGGAAUCAACCUUCAGAAGGGGGCAAACAAAUCCUGUGCAGGGAAUGGAGUCACUGGCCAAAACCACCAACACUUGUUGUGUAUGCCAACGGAUAUAUGGUGCAUGCUUUAAGUGUAGUUAUGGUAACUGCCAGGCGACAUUUCACCCCACCUGUGCCAGAAGUGCUGGCUUUCAUAUGAUUGGUGGUGGGAAGCUUCCGCACAAGGGUUACUGUGAGAAGCACAGCUUGGAACAGAAGGCAAAGGCCGAAUCUCAAAAACAUGGGGCAGAGGGGCUAAAAAGUCUCAAGCAUUAUAGGGUUGAACUUGAGAGGUUACGACUUCUGUGCGAGCGGAUAGUGAAGAGGGAGAAGUUAAAACGAGAGUUGGCUAUCUCCUCACAUGAGAUACUUGCUGCCAGAAGGGACCACGCUGCACGUUCAUUACCAGUCCGUAAUACAUUUUCUCUUCCAGAAGUUUCGUCGGACUCAGCUACAACAUCAAUAAAAGGUCAUCAAGAUAGUAAUAUAUCUGGCAGUGAAGCAAUACAGAGAUCAGAUGACAUCACCAUUGACAGCACAGCCUCUGUUAAGCAGCGCCGAGGCAAAGGUCCAAUUUCAAUGGAUACUGAUCAGAAAACCGACGAUAGUGCUACUUCCAAGGGUAGGAGCAAAAUAUUUUCCGGGAAAACAGUUCCACGAAAACAUUGUAUAGUCUCACCAAGUGUUUCAGAGGAUGGAGGAGAUGAAGAAUCAAAGCCCAAGAAGCAUGUAGAAACAUUUGCGAAGGAGAUUGUGAUGACAUCGGAUGAAGCUUCUUUUAAGAAUCGGCGGCUCCCAAAGGGCUACUUUUAUAUUCCUGUUGAUUGCUUGCAAGAGGAUAAUAAGCCAAUCAACGAGAAGGACGAGGACUCGUCUGACAAGUGAAUCAACCACAAAGGCUUCUUUCUUAAGGUGUGAUAAAGCACAUGGGACGUCUGUUUUGGUUAACGUUCCCUUUACCAUAAAGGGAACGUUUCGGGCCAUGGAAACGGCGGCACAGGACGUUGGGAUAUGUCCGAGAAGUUGGAGACGCAACACUUAUGGAAGAUGCACGGACGAUGAAAUCAAUCGAAACGUAGAUUUGUUUGGUUUUAAAAUUUGUAUGAUGCUUUAUAUAGUGAUUGAACUCUGAUUAGCAAGAGGAGACUACAAAGAAAAGAAUUCAAAGUGGGAAAUUGUGUUAGUAUUUUGAAAUUUGUAUUUUGUAUUUUGAAAGUCGUUAGAUUUGUCAUAUAUAGCUAAUGAAUUUGUUAUUUUAAUACAAAUCAAUUCAAAUUCUCAGUUGAAUA